AUGCUCGUCAGGCUAGCUGCUGCUCUCUUGGCCCUAAGCGGCACUCUGGUCAGCGCCCACGGGUCGCACUCGAAUGACCAACCCCCUUCGUCCGACUGGGCAACACGGCAUAUGCAGGAGGAACAUCACAUCGAUGCCUUCGAUCCCGCUUCCUUCUUCUCCCUCCACGACUACGAUGCCUCGGGAGUCUGGACCCCUGAGGAGGUGCGCAAAACCUAUGGCAUGGACGACGAGUCGAAUGCAGGCGUGUCGGAAGAUAGCAAAUUGCAAGGCAUCCGCGAAGUUUUCAACAUCUUCGAUCCGACCAACACGGGCGUCAUUAGUCGUGAUAACUGGAUGCGUCUCAUCGCGGAGGGAGCUCGACUUCCCGAUCUCGGACUCGGACCGGGCCAUCACGGGGACAUUGAGUACGAGUACGAGAUUCACCACUUCGAAAGGUUCCACGGCGACGAUGCAAAGGAGGAGGACCUCACCCACCCAGAGGAUAUCGAGCACUUCCGGAGACAUGACGAGGAGGAUCUCGCCAUGGAGCGCCUCGAACAACUCGAGAGUAUGCAGAUUGUGGAGGCCAACAUACCGCAGAAGUUCCUGAAACGGAGCUAG
Messenger RNA from Aspergillus saccharolyticus JOP 1030-1, 603 nucleotides. Its product is annotated as nucleobindin SSP120. Gene Ontology annotation, molecular function: calcium ion binding. The record is from RefSeq and is a predicted model, not a curated record. Bases 1 to 603 code for a protein of 200 amino acids. The transcript has 2 exons. Lineage: Eukaryota; Fungi; Ascomycota; Eurotiomycetes; Eurotiales; Aspergillaceae. Gene Ontology annotation, cellular component: extracellular exosome; endoplasmic reticulum-Golgi intermediate compartment.